AUGUCUUCUACUAUGAGAGCUAUACUGAUCUCCGAGUUCGGUCAAGUCGAGAAUCUAGUCAUCAAAGACGUCCCCAAACCAUCAGUAUCAGCCCCUGGUACAGCGCUCAUCCGCAUCAAAGCCUUCGGUAUCAACCACGCAGAAAUGCAUAUGCGCCGAGGCGAAUGGGCAGAGUCAGUUCCAAUCAGUGGUAUCGAAUGCGUUGGAAUCAUCGAAGAAUGUCCGGGAGGAGAAUUCACUACAGGGACACCAGUUGCAACCCUCAUGGGCGGCCUCGGUCGGACCAUACCUGGUAGUUACGCAGAGUAUACCGUCGCAAAUACUAACAACAUAGUCGCACUGGGCGAAUCUGGAGAACGACUACCGCUGUCUUGGGCAGAUGUAGCUGCGCUGCCUGAAAGUUAUGCUACAGCGUGGACGUGCCUAUUUCGAAAUCUAGGUCUUCAGCGUGGACAGAGGGUUCUUAUUAGAGGUGCUACCUCAUCUUUUGGAAGAGCGGCGAUCAAUCUUGCUGUCGAUGCAGGGGCUAUCGUCACUGCGACAUCUCGCAACGAAGCCAAGUUUGCCAUGUUGCGAGACCUCGGAGUCACGGAGACAUUCCUUGAAACGCCCAACCUGAGCAAACACCUCCAUGCAAGCGGCGAGUUCAAGAAGUUCGAUUCGGUACUGGAUUUGGUUGGAAACAGCACAAUUGUCGACUCGUUGCAACUAGUCCGUCGAGGCGGACGCGUCUGCCUGGCAGGAUGGCUAGGAGGUUUAGAUCCCAUCAAAGGACCAGCGGACUGCUACCGGAACUGCUCCUUCGGCGACUGUUGA
This is a messenger RNA of Fusarium mangiferae, 816 nucleotides long. RefSeq names its product related to NADPH quinone oxidoreductase homolog PIG3. The record is from RefSeq and is a predicted model, not a curated record. Lineage: Eukaryota; Fungi; Ascomycota; Sordariomycetes; Hypocreales; Nectriaceae. The transcript has a single exon. The coding region runs from base 1 to 816 and encodes 271 amino acids. Gene Ontology annotation, molecular function: oxidoreductase activity.